AGAUAUCCCGACGCAGGUUCCGCCACUGACGCCGGGAACAAACAAAACUAUGGCCGAGGCGCUUAAAGCGUCAUUCGCGUCGUGGGAGAAGGAACAGAUCCGAUUAAACAUAACCAAAGAUCCUCGUCAGUGGACGGAAAACCACGUUGCCCAUUGGUUGCAAUGGGCGGCCAAGGAGUUCUCCUUGGAAAUAUCGCCCUUACACCAAUUCAGAAUGAAGGGAAAAGACAUUUGUGCAAUGGGAAAAGACACUUUCGCUGCAAGAGCGCCAGCUUUUGUUGGCGAUAUCCUUUGGGAACACCUCGAACUCUUACAAAAAGAUGUCGAGAGGGAACGAGCCCUGAGCCAAAACAUGGUGCAUAGCGCCAUCUACGAUUCAAUGUGCGUGCCGGACAUGAACUACAUCGACUACACCCAACUGUCCGAGGACAGGAAACCAGUGGUUACCCCUGUACCCCCUACGAACAACCCUGUGAAUACCAAUAACAACUUCCUACACGAUGGAGGUUACGGUCAACUCAGGAGUCCUGCAUGUCCGAGCACUGACGACAUUAAAGACGAAAGCUCACCCCCACCCUCAUCAGGUUACAUUAACCUACAUCAUAGAAGUCCUGCCUAUCAUCAUCUCAAAGAUGGAUAUAAAGGCUCGUGUCCGACGGGUAGUGACUCGUCGAGCGGUAAUUUUGGAACGUUAGACGGCGGCAGUCUGUUAACGGGGGGCGGCGGUCCGGCCGACGACCACCAACAACAGCAGCAGCAGCAGCAGCAGCAACAUUUGUUUCAAACCCCCUAUCAUUCGCCCGAAGAGCACGAAUAUCAGGCGCUGGAGACGGCACAUCAGCAAUCGUAUCUCGAAAGUUCGCCGGAAUUGUAUUCGGGUAACAGUUUUAUCGAGUCCAAGUAUCAUCCUGCACAGAGUUAUGUCAAGAAUUAUGUCAGAUCAUCUGGCAGAUACAAUGAGGGCGACGCAUACGGCUACGGACCGUACGACGCGUCCCCGUUCCAGACGGUGCCCAACGCGAACGCCCAGGCGCAAGACCAGUGGACGACGCACACGCACGACCUGGGCGCUCUGGGACACCCGCAUCAUCCCGCCUUCCUGAACGCCACUGGGAUGCCCGGGUCGCGGGACGCCCUGCAAGCGUUGAGUCAGGACCAGAAACCGAUGAUCCAGAAUGGGCUCAUCCAGGGAUAUCCCAGCCAGGCUGGAACUGGAGGACCUUGCUUCACAGGUUCAGGCCCCAUCCAACUGUGGCAAUUCCUGUUGGAGCUGCUCACCGACAAAACCUGCCAGGGUUUCAUAGCGUGGACCGGCGACGGCUGGGAGUUCAAACUGAUCGACCCCGAUGAGGUGGCGCGCCGCUGGGGCGUCAGGAAGAACAAACCCAAAAUGAACUACGAAAAGUUGUCGCGCGGGCUGCGCUACUACUACGACAAGAACAUUAUACACAAGACUGCCGGCAAACGAUAUGUAUAUAGAUUUGUUUGUGAUUUGCAGAAUUUGCUUGGAUACAGUCCAGAAGAAUUGCACAAAAUGGUAGAUCUCAAGCCGGAGAAAAAAGAAGACGAUUAA
This is a messenger RNA of Brassicogethes aeneus, 1573 nucleotides long. The record is from the annotation of a GenBank genome assembly. Lineage: Eukaryota; Metazoa; Arthropoda; Insecta; Coleoptera; Nitidulidae.